GAGACAGACAGGUCUACAGACAGACAGGUGGACAGACAGACGGACACGCUGCUGAUGUUUACUGGAGUUAUUCUUGAAUCUACAGCAGGAGGCUGCUACUAGGCAACAGGGAAUCGGGCGGUGCCGCAUGAUGCCAAGAUGGCCCCUCUGCUGCCCCCUGUUGGUACAGAGGUCUUCAGACUCUUUACGCCGGCCUCAUUGGAGGAAAUCCAACGGCGAUAUGAAAUCGAAGAGAAGGAACGACAGAGGAGGAAAGAGAAGAACAUUGAGAUAGCAGAGGAGGAUCUUCCAAAACCUGCCAGUGACCUGGAGGCCGGGAAGCCCCUCCCUUUUAUCUACGGAGAUCCGCCCCCUGAGUUUCUCAACACCCCAUUGGAGGAGCUGGAUCCCUACUACCAAUCACACCAGACUUUCAUCGUCCUCAGUAAAGGAAACGUCAUCUACAGAUUUAAUGCUGAACCUGCCUGUUACCUGCUGACUCCCUUCAACCCACUGAGGAGAUUCGCCAUCAAGAUCCUCAUUCAUUCUUUAUUCAGCUUAUUCAUCAUGGUGACAAUUCUGACCAACUGUGUGUUCAUGACAAUGAGUGAUCCUCCGCCGUGGAGCAAGACGGUCGAAUACGUGUUCACAGGAAUCUACACGUUUGAGGCAACAGUCAAAGUUCUGUCCCGAGGAUUCUGUCGCGGAGAUUUCACCUUCCUCAGAGACCCCUGGAACUGGCUGGACUUCAUGGUCAUCAGCAUGGCGUAUCUGACAGAGUUUGUCGAUUUGGGAAAUGUUUCUGCUUUGAGGACAUUCAGAGUUCUUCGAGCCCUGAAGACCAUCACUGUCAUCCCCGGUUUAAAGACGAUUGUUGGAGCUCUCAUCCAGUCGGUGAAGAAGCUGGCUGACGUCAUGAUCCUGACGGUGUUCUGCCUCAGUGUCUUUGCUCUGAUUGGUCUGCAGCUGUUUAUGGGAAACCUGAGGCAAAAAUGCGUCCUGAUGCCGCCACACUUAUUUAGCAACCACACGUCAGACCUGGAGACAGGUUUCCUUUCCAACGACACCCAAGGCAACAACACAGGAAACGGUGACUUGGAUUACUACGAGUACAUCAACAAUGCAGAAAACUAUUACUACCUGCCUGGUCAGCUUGAUGCUCUGCUGUGUGGAAACAGCUCUGAUGCCGGGGUCUGUCCGGAUGGUUACAUCUGUCUGAAGACGGGAAGAAACCCAAACUAUGGCUACACCAGCUACGACUCUUUUGGUUGGGCGUUCUUGGCUCUGUUCAGACUGAUGACCCAGGACUUCUGGGAAAACCUAUUCCAACUGACUCUGCGAGCGGCGGGUAAAACCUACAUGAUCUUCUUCGUGGUCGUCAUCUUCCUCGGGUCCUUCUAUCUCAUCAACCUCAUCCUGGCAGUGGUUGCCAUGGCGUACGCCGAGCAGAACGAGGCCACCAUCGCCGAGGCCAAACAGAAGGAGGAGGAGUACGCUCAGAUCCUGGAGGCGCUAAAGAGGAGAGAGGAGGAGCAGGCAGCCAACAAGGCAGAGCUCGCAGAGAAACAAGACUCGACCCAACAGAAGAACUCAACUGCAGAUAUCAAUAGCCCCGACCAAGAACACACAACCAUGGACGGUACACACGACUUUGAGGAUGACCAGAGGCCGUGUCCUCCAUGCUGGUAUGCAUUUUCUAACAUUUUCCUGAAGUGGGACUGUUGUGGAUGCUGGCGACAGGUCAAACGGUGGCUCUACAUCUUCGUCAUGGACCCAUUCGUUGACCUCGGCAUCACCAUCUGCAUCGUCCUCAACACCGUCUUCAUGGCCAUGGAGCAUUAUCCGAUGACAGAGCAGUUCGAGGAGCUGCUGAGUGUCGGGAAUCUGGUCUUCACAGGGAUCUUUACAGCUGAGAUGGUCCUCAAACUUCUGGCCAUGGAUCCAUAUUACUACUUCCAGGUGGGUUGGAACAUCUUUGACAGCAUCAUCGUCACUAUGAGUCUAGUCGAGCUGGGACUGGCUAAUGUCCAGGGCCUCUCUGUGCUGCGCUCAUUCCGAUUGAUGCGAGUGUUUAAGCUGGCCAAGUCGUGGCCAACCCUCAACAUGUUGAUAAAGAUCAUCGGGAACUCGGUGGGAGCCCUGGGGAACCUGACUCUGGUUCUUGCCAUCAUCGUCUUCAUCUUCGCCGUUGUCGGCAUGCAGCUGUUUGGGAAGAGCUACAAAGAUUGCGUCUGUCGUAUUGCAGAGGAUUGCGAGCUUCCUCGCUGGCACAUGCAUGAUUUCUUUCACGCUUUCCUCAUUAUCUUCAGGGUCCUGUGUGGCGAGUGGAUUGAAACCAUGUGGGACUGCAUGGAGGUCGCAGGUCAGACAAUGUGUCUGAUUGUCUUCAUGAUGGUCAUGGUUAUUGGAAACCUGGUGGUCCUGAAUCUGUUCCUGGCCUUGUUGCUGAGCUCAUUCAGUGGUGAUAAUCUGGCAGCUCCAGAAGAGGAAGGAGAAAACAAUUUGCAGAUUGCCAUAAACCGGAUCAACCGGGCAGUGGCCUGGAUCAAGGCCUGGAUCCUGGACCACAUACGGAUUCUACUAGGAAAGAAGACCCAUGUCACCCCAGACGGCACCGUUGCCUGUGAGGAAGACGACAUGACAACGAAGGAGGUUUUAGCUUUGACCUUUGUUACCUCCGAGCAGCCGGCGUCACAAGUCAUAGCCUCCAGUAACCAUGACAGCCUGACCAGCAACUACCAUAACAUCGCUUCCCUGAGGGUCCCCAUCGCAGAGGCCGAGUCUGAUUUCGAAAAUCCUGAAACUGAAGAUGAGGACGAUGAGGAGGAUGAAGAGGAUGAGGAGGGUGAAGAGGAGGAGGAGAAUAAAGAGGAUGAGGAGAAUAAAGACGAUGAGGAGAAGCGUUCUCAAGGUGAUGUGUCAUCGGUCUGCAGCACCGUACAGAAACUUCCUGAAGUUCAGGAGGACGAAGACGAUGGCGACGACGACACAAACUCACCUGAAGACUGCUGCACUGAGAAGUGCUACAGUCGCUGUCCCACCCUGGACAUAGACACGUCCCAGGGCAGAGGGAAGAUCUGGUCUAACUUCAGGAGAACUUGUUUCUCCAUUGUAGAACACAACUACUUUGAGACGUUCAUCAUCUUCAUGAUCCUGCUGAGCAGUGGAGCUCUGGCCUUUGAGGACAUCUACAUGGAGCAGCGUCGCGUCAUCAAGAUCAUCCUGGAGUACGCAGAUCAGGUGUUCACCUACGUGUUCGUGGUGGAGAUGAUCCUCAAGUGGGUCGCCUACGGAUUCAAGACCUACUUCACCAACGCCUGGUGCUGGCUCGACUUUCUCAUCGUAGAUGUGUCUCUGGUGUCGCUGACGGCCAACAUACUCGGAUACUCUGAGCUGGGAGCCAUCAAGUCUCUGAGGACUCUGAGAGCUCUGAGGCCUCUGAGGGCCCUGUCUCGCUUUGAGGGCAUGAGGGUGGUGGUGAAUGCCCUGGUCGGAGCGAUCCCGUCGAUCUUCAACGUUCUGCUCGUGUGUCUCAUCUUCUGGCUGAUCUUCAGCAUCAUGGGCGUCAACCUGUUUGCAGGGAAGUUUUAUUACUGUUUCAACGAGACGUCGGAGGAGACGUUCCUGCCUGAGGAAGUCAACAACAAGACGGAGUGUCUGGCUUUGAUUCAGGCGAACUUCACUGAGGUCCGCUGGAAGAACAUCAAGGUCAACUACGACAACGUGGGGAUGGGCUACCUGUCGCUGCUGCAAGUGGCCACAUUUAAAGGCUGGAUGGACAUUAUGUACGCUGCAGUGGACUCCAGAGAGGUGGAGUCUCAGCCGCUGUAUGAGGACAACCUGUACAUGUACCUGUACUUCGUCUGCUUCAUCAUCUUUGGCUCGUUCUUCACUCUGAACCUCUUCAUCGGAGUCAUCAUCGACAACUUCAACCAGCAGAAAGCAAAGUUGGGAGGAACAGACAUCUUCAUGACAGAGGAGCAGAAGAAAUAUUACAACGCCAUGAAGAAGCUGGGCUCCAAGAAACCUCAGAAACCUGUUCCACGACCCGAUAAUAAGUUCCAGGGUUUGGUCUUUGACCUGGUCACCAAACAGUUCUUUGACAUCUUCAUCAUGGUGCUAAUCUGCCUCAACAUGGUCACCAUGAUGGUGGAGACGGACGAGCAGAGUGAGGAGAAAGAAAUGAUCCUGUACUGGGUCAACCUGGUCUUCAUCGUGGUCUUCACCACUGAGUGCAGCCUGAAGAUCAUCGCUCUGCGGCAGCAUUACUUCGCUGUCGGCUGGAACAUCUUCGACUUUGUGGUGGUGAUUCUCUCCAUCGUAGGUCUUCUUCUCGCUGACAUCAUUGAGAAGUAUUUUGUCUCGCCCACGCUGUUCCGUGUGAUCCGAUUGGCUCGUAUCGGUCGGGUCCUUCGGCUGAUUCGUGGAGCGAAGGGGAUCCGGACGCUGCUGUUCGCCUUAAUGAUGUCACUCCCGGCGCUCUUCAACAUCGGCCUGCUCCUCUUCCUCAUCAUGUUCAUCUUCUCCAUCUUCGGCAUGUCAAACUUUGCCUACGUGAAGAAGGAGGCGAUGAUCGACGACAUGUUCAACUUUGAGAACUUUGGGAACAGCAUGAUCUGCCUGUUCAUGAUCACCACGUCGGCCGGUUGGGACGGUCUGCUGAAUCCCAUCAUGAACACGCCACCAGACUGUGACCCAAACUUCGAGAACCCAGGAUCUCCAGUCAAAGGGAACUGUGGCAACCCGGGCGUGGGCAUCGUGUUCUUCACCACCUACAUCAUUAUGUCCUUCCUGGUGGUGGUCAACAUGUACAUCGCCAUCAUCCUGGAGAACUUCAACGUGGCCACGGAGGAGAGCGCUGACCCGCUGUGCGAAGACGACUUCGAGAUGUUUUACGAAACUUGGGAGAAGUUCGACCCCGACGCCUCGCAGUUUAUACAGUACAGUGAGCUGUCCACCUUCUGUGACACUCUGCAGGAUCCUCUCAGGAUUCCCAAACCCAACACCAUCAAACUGAUCCAAAUGGACCUUCCUCUGGUUCCAGGAGACAAGAUCCACUGUCUGGACAUCCUGCUGGCACUCACUGCACAGGUUUUGGGCGAUUCUGGGUCGAUGGAUGCUCUUAAAGCCAGCAUGGAGGAGAAGUUCAUGGCCAACAACCCCUCCAAGGUAUCGUAUGAGCCAAUCAGCAGCACCCUGAGGAGGAAGCAGGAAGAGGUGGCAGCGACGGUGAUCCAGAGGGCGUACAGGAAACACCUCCUGCAGCGAACCGUCAAACUGGCGUCCUACAAAUACAGAGAGAAGACGGAGGGACGGCUAGACAAGCCGCCGGAGACAGAAGGACUUCUCUAUAAACGCAUCAGUCAGCUGUACGGCGACGACCAGACGGGUUCAGGUGAGGAUCCUCCCCCUCGGGUGGAGCUUCAGAGCGAGUUUCUUCUCCAUGCUGCUCCUCCAAUCCACACCCCCAACUUCCUGCAAGACGAGAACCUGAGGGAGUCUGUGGUGUGAUGACGACGGUGUCACUCUCUGAACUCACCUGUGGAGUGUUACCUGUCGGAGCAGACUCACCUGUCCGUUAGCUUCAGCUUCUGUACCGACUCAGCAGUGAAACUGAGACGUCGGCACAAAGUUUGACUGCAGAUAAAAGUCUGCUGCGACGCGUUCGGUUCUCUGCUCUUCUUCUGGCUUCAUAUGAAAACGUUCUUUUCAUGUUCUGUCUGUGCCGAGCUGUUUGGAGGUUUUACCUUCUAACAGAGCCCAGGUUUGUAUGUGAAACUUACAGAUUAACCUGUUUUAACUCCCUGCCGGGGUCAUUACUAACACUUAUUAUCCAGUUUAUCCAGUAUUUUCUGUUGCUGAUCAGGUGAUGAUUCCUGAGUCGGACUGCUUUGACCAGAAAAAUCUAUUGAUGGACGUUUGAGGUAACGAAUCCUGUGAUGUUUCUUGUCAAAUCUGCGAAAGUAAUCUGCCGGAAAUAGUUUAACUAUUCAGACAGAAUCACACGCGUCUUGGAUAAUUACACAAACCAGAGAUUCUGUUUUCCCGUCUGACAUGCUGAGCGAAGUUUGUUUCCUGAUUCAAAAACAGAAACUAUUCAGAAGCGCCUCAGUGAAGCCCGACAGAACCGACAGCCAAUAAGAUGGCGGCAUCGAGGCAAACAGGCUGAAGGACGAUUUUCUUUCUUAUUUGAAUUAAAAUCUGAGCGCAGUGAACACCUGCUCCUGAUGUCAUACAGCAGUUCAUCAGGCUCCUAAAGUGUCUCUACAACCACAAAAAAAAGAUGAAACUUCAGAGAACCUGUCUCCAUUCAUGGUUCUCCACGUCUUCCUCUGAUUGGUCGAGUCAGUUGCGGGUGUUUUCUUUGACUGAGGCUGUAACAAGUAAGCAUGAGUGACGACGAGGUAAGCCAACCAAUGAGAGCUUGGAAUUAUCCAGUUAACAGCCAAUCAGCACUGCUUCGGACUGAAACUCAACCUGGUUUUCGACAGGUGACUGACGGUGAAGUCGACCAAUAGGGAAAAGCUGUGACUGUGAUGUAAGCAGAGGUGUAAAGCGUUUUGUCUUUGAGUCAUGUGAUAUGAAAAAACAAAACAGCUGCAAACAAAAUAGAAAUAAAAAAUGCUUCUGAUGACAACAAAAUAUUUUUUGAGGAUUUACAUUAAGAAACCUAUUAAAGAUUGCUUUAUUUGGAGCUCUCUUCCUCGGAGCUCUUUCUUUAUUUAAUCUUUCUUUCUUUCUUUCUUUAUAUAUUUUUUGUUCUUUUAUUUCUUUCUUUUGAUUCAUAACAUCAGACUGAAUUGAUGUGAAAAUGGUUCACAUGUGGAUUUAGUUUUGUUGUUUGUUGCACUGCUGCAAGUUUCCCCUGAUGAAGAACAUGAGUGAUGAAGUUUCACUGCAGCCAUUUAUUCAGAUUCUGGCUUAAUUCUGUAUUUGCAUGAGUUUACUAAAACCCUGUCAUGUUUGGGUUUUUUUCUUUGGCUCAACUGAUAAAUGUGUCCGAAUUGAUUUAUUUUUUAUUUGUAAAUAAAGUUUUUUUAAAAAUC
Messenger RNA from Stegastes partitus (bicolor damselfish), 7025 nucleotides. RefSeq names its product sodium channel, voltage-gated, type IV, alpha, b (gene scn4ab). The transcript is spliced from 31 exons. Lineage: Eukaryota; Metazoa; Chordata; Actinopteri; Pomacentridae. Gene Ontology annotation, cellular component: plasma membrane; voltage-gated sodium channel complex. Gene Ontology annotation, molecular function: calcium ion binding; voltage-gated sodium channel activity. Gene Ontology annotation, biological process: membrane depolarization during action potential; sodium ion transmembrane transport; neuronal action potential. Bases 139 to 5490 code for a protein of 1783 amino acids. The record is from RefSeq and is a predicted model, not a curated record.